Messenger RNA from Daphnia pulex (common water flea), 1120 nucleotides. RefSeq names its product trypsin-1-like. Lineage: Eukaryota; Metazoa; Arthropoda; Branchiopoda; Diplostraca; Daphniidae. The record is from RefSeq and is a predicted model, not a curated record. The coding region runs from base 68 to 895 and encodes 275 amino acids. Gene Ontology annotation, molecular function: serine-type endopeptidase activity. The transcript has 8 exons. Gene Ontology annotation, biological process: proteolysis.
UAAAUAGCUGUCGUAUUCCUCAAUGGGAUCGCCAGUUUAGUUUCAUCUACACGUCGCAAUAUUCACGAUGAAUCUCGUAGCCAUUCAAGUUUUCUGUCUCUGUUCUCUCACGGUGUUUGUCAGCUCGACAACUUUCAAGCCUUUCAAAGGAACUGGCCACCCAAACGUUUCCAUCGUCGGUGGAUCCCCAGCGCGUGCCGGCGAAUUUCCUUACAUGGCCCGUUUAUUUUCAGAAAGUGCUAUGGGAGAGAAUGGUCUAUUAUGUGGCGGAACCUUAAUCGGACCUAACCACGUUUUGACAGCAGCUCACUGCACUGCCCCCAUUGGAAAUGAAUUGUAUUUAAAUACGCUGUCGAUCGACGGUGGUGGACCUCGAUCUGUCACUCGAUCAGUGAAAAAAUUCAUUAAACAUCAAAACUAUACCCGAGACCGAAGAAGCAAAUAUAGAAGACACAACGACAUUGCUAUUAUUGUCCUAAAUGCGACAGUUCUAUCCAUUGCUCCGGUUAACCUAGUGCCGAGGUCAAGUAUCCAACUCUCUUUCGCGAACAAGUCAGCUGUCGUUGCUGGAUGGGGAGCCACUGGCUCUAGCGAGGAUGAAUCGCCGGUACUACUUAAAACUACCAUCAAAAUUCGUGAAAAUAAGAAUUGUACCACUUAUUAUGCAUCCGGAAACCCGGCCUAUUUCAACGGUUCUAUAAUGUUGUGUGCCGCCGACGAUGCUGGCAAAAAGGAUGCCUGCCCAGGUGACAGUGGCGGGCCGAUUCUCGUUAACGGAUUUCAAGUUGGAAUCACUUCCUUCGGAAUAGGUUGCGCAAGCGACCCUGGUGUGUACACACGCAUAACCGCCUACCUAGACUGGAUUGCUUCUACUAUCAAAAGCAACCCAAAGUAAAAUGUUGAUGGCAGUUUGGGGUCAGUCUAUGAACACCAGACCAAGACAAACCAGAGGAUCUGUUUGAAUUUUUUGUUUGAAUCUAAUUUUCUUCUUUAUCUUUUUCAUUGCACCUGACAGUAAACAACUACCCUAUAGUAUAGACAUCACAAUUUGUUUUAAGACAUUAUAUCAAACUAAAUGGGAAAUGGGGCACUUCAAUACACUAGAUACCAAUAACGAUAA